Molecule: messenger RNA, 1951 nt
Organism: Eutrema salsugineum
Lineage: Eukaryota; Viridiplantae; Streptophyta; Magnoliopsida; Brassicales; Brassicaceae
Exons: 10
Coding region: 242-1750 (502 amino acids)
Source: RefSeq, a predicted model, not a curated record
ACCAAAAACUUUUUAGCUUUUUUUGUUUUCUUUCUUCCUUCAAUGUCAUUUUGUAACACAUUCCACGAUACUUGAAUCUCACUUCUUCAUCUCUCUCGCUCUAUCUAUCUGUUGCUCUGAUUUAGUCUCGCAAAAUCUUUAUUUGUUCGGAAAUUAUCCAAGUGUCCCGAAUUUGGUUGAGGAAUUUUUGCUGGGAAUAUCUUCGUGAUUAAGGGUUUUUUUCGCUUUGUUCUCUGGAGAUAUGAUGAAAGCUUCGAUUGGAAGGUUACGGAGAUUCGCAUUGCCCAAGGUCGAUGCGAAUGAUAUCGGAGAGCUUUUCCCCUCGGCACAGAUUGACGGGCUUGCUCGAGCAGCCAAGGAUAUGCAAGAAAUGAGAGAGUGUUAUGAUAGAUUACUCUCGGUAGCUGCUGCAACGGCUAAUAGCGCAUAUGAGUUCUCUGAGUCAUUGGCGGAGAUGGGUUCAUGCUUGGAGCAAAUCGCGCCGCAUAAUGAUGAAGAAACUGGUAAAACUUUACUGAAUUUGGGUAAAGUUCAGUUUGAGCUUCAGAAACUCGUCGACACUUAUCGUUCUCAAAUAUUCAAGACCAUUACACGACCUUCAGAGUCACUUCUCAAUGACCUUAGAACCGUUGAGGAUAUGAAGCAACAAUGUGAAGAGAAGAGAGAUGUUGUGAAGCACAUGAUGAUGGAGCAUGUGAAAGACAAGGUACAACUUAAAGGCAGUAAAGGAGAGAGACUUAUUCGCCGACAGUUAGAGACUGCCCGUGAUGAGCUACAAGACGAGGCGACUUUGUGCAUUUUCCGAUUGAAAUCUCUCAAGGAAGGUCAAGCUCGAAGUCUCCUCACACAAGCAGCCCGCCACCACACUGCUCAGAUGCAUUUGUUCUUUGCUGGUCUAAAAUCGCUUGAGGCAGUAGAGCAACAAGUCAGAAUUGCUGCGGAGAGACAACACAUCGACUGUGAGCUCUCUGAUCACGGGAACGAAAUGGAAUGUAGUGGGGAUGAUGAUGAUGAUGAUGACCGGCAUGUAAACAGAGAUGGAGAACUCAGUUUUGAUUACAUUACAAGUGAGCAGAGAGUGGAAGCUACUACAUCUACACCGCAGGGAUCAACAAAGAUGGAUGACACAGAUCUCUCUUUUCAACGCCCUUCACCAGCAGGAUCAGCAACGGUAAAUGGAGAUCAUAGAGAAGAGAACCAACCGACUUCAUACCAAGAUCGCAGAAGGAGCAGCCAUUCAGCACCGUUGUUCCCGGAAAAGCCAAUGAGGCAAAUGACUCCGUCUUCGAAUACUUAUGUGUUACCAACACCGACGGAUUCAAAGUCUUCAUCAAUCUUCACUAAACCAGUCACCAAAACAAACCACAGUGCAAACUUAUGGCACUCAUCUCCGCUUGAACCAAUGAAAACAGAGAGCAACCUCUAUUCCCGUCUUCCCCGUCCUUCAGAAACUCCUCACGAAGCUGCACCAAGACACACUUUUUCUGGACCGAUCAAACCAUCCUCAACGCGUCUUCCAGUUCCGGUUCAGUCUCAGGCUCAGGCUCAGUCAUCUUCUCCAAGGAUCUCUCCUACUGCUUCACCUCCCCACGCUUCUUCUCCACGGAUCAACGAACUCCAUGAGCUUCCAAGACCACCGGGGCAAUUUGCACCGCCACGACGCUCGAAAUCUCCUGGUCUUGUUGGUCAUUCGGCGCCAUUAACGGCUUGGAAUCAAGAAAGAAGCACCGUAGCUGCACAGUGGAGAUGAAAGUGACACUUUGUAUUUGGAAAAUCCAAGUUGUUAAGUUUUUUUUUUUUGUCGUAAUAGAAAUAUAUCCUUUGUUUUUUUUCCCGCUUAGAAUACAUGGAGUCAUUAGAGAAAAUGAUGCAUCAUAAAAUCCAUGAAGUUUUGGGUUUGAAGGUGAUUAUAAUUGAUGUUUCUAUUUACUUUUCAUUAAUGGGAAGUGAA